CCAACUCGCCCUGCCCUCAUCAGCCCUGCCCUCGUACCCACUCGCCACCUCUCGCAAUGAUGCAGUCUCUCCAAGCACACCAGCACACCCACUCCCACUCAUCCAGCCCCCGCCGGUCCUCCUCCUCUGGAACGACCCCAAAGGCCUCAAAGAAGAUCGGGGCGCCCAAGGCCAAAGGCGCCAUCCGCGCCAAGUCGGGCUGCUACACCUGCAGGAUCCGUCGCAAGAAAUGCGACGAACAACCGAACGAACAGAAUAGAUGCCAGACCUGCGUCCGUCUCAGACUUCAAUGUCUCGGUUUCGGCCAGAAACGUCCAGAAUGGUUGAAGGAGAACAACAACGUCACCGUCUUCCGUGAAAAGAUAAAGGACUACCUCGCAGCACAAGGAAUGAUCAAGGGCCACGCAGGCUCCGCCGCCCGCAACGGCGACCAACAAGACAUCCUCGUCCUCGUCGCCGAUGCCCACGACCCUCACCACCACUCGCACUCGCACUCGCACUCCCGCUCUGGCCCUCCAAGCCCCUCUGCCAGCAGCAGGUCCAUGUCCGCCUCCAGCGACGACCAUGACCACCGGACGUCGUACGGCCAGAUGAACACCUCGAAUAUCAGAGACAGGUCUGGCUCGGCACACUACCCUGCUUUGUCCUUGCCUCCCAGCCAUCACGGCUACGGUGGGGCUUCAGGUGUGUACAAAUUCGCGGGCGGCUAUGGCCUCCAUCAAGAACUCAGCCCGGACUCGCCCCUCGAGCGGGGCCACAUCAAUUCCGACCUGAUGUUGCCGUACACGACCGCGAGCACGAUGUUGCAGCCCUCGUCGUCUGCGUCCUCCGUCUCGAUUUCGUCUUCGUCGGUGGUGGGAGCGGCGGGAGGUCCCGGGGGUGGAGGUUCCGGUAGUCUACUUUCUUCUUGGCCACAUAAUAACAAUCAUCAUCACAAUCAUCAUCCGUCCGCCUCGUCCACGUCCUCACAACAUCAGCAACAACAAAAUCAAACGUUCGCAUCAAACGGCGCGUACGCACCACAGACGCAGUCGUACGGUAGCACGAACAACGGCAGCGCGGUGUACGGCGGCGCCAGCACGACGAAUUACAACAACAAUAACAACGACAACUCGUCGGGCUUUCAGACAAAUGCGGCUAACCCCUCGUCGGGCUACAAUGUCAAUGGUAACGGCAAUGGGACAGGACCAGCCGCGGGGUUCACCGCCACGGGCUUCCAGAGCGCGCUCUCGCCUUCGUAUAGCCAUCAGUUCGCGGGAUUGCUGUAUGAUGUCGACCAAGAAGACGCGAAUGGCUACGUGUCCGGGGUUACGAUCGCUGACUCCUCAGCGGGCGAUGUGUCUGGCGCUUUGAUGUUAGCCGGCACGUCUGGAGGUCUGGGUACGGGGUCACAUAUCCACGUUCACGGGGACGGUGGCGGAGGAGGUAUCGGCGGUGGUGGAGGUGGAGGGGGAAUGGGACCAGACACGACGGGCUAUGGUUCGAUCGGCCAGGGCAUCUUCACGCCGCUGCUUUACGACCUCUCACAUGACCAGAACGCGCUGGUGCGGCAUUAUCUGGACCAUGUCCUCAAUCGACAAUAUUUCCUCGCCGAUAAGAACAUCGCGAAUUUCUUUUUGAGGGCUAUACAGAAGAGUCCGGCGGCGAGGGACGCGGCGUGUUUACUGAGCGGACUGCAUCAGCAGGCUCUGAGGCGGGGGAUGAAUCCGUAUGGUUCUACUGCGCACGCAGGAGGGGGCGGGCCGUUCGGUGGCUCGUUGACGAUGAAUGGAGGAGGGAAUGGGAAUGGACAGGGGGGGAUGAUGAGGUACCUGACGUCGACGGAGAAUAAAGAGGCGUUGUUGAGGAUAUGGAGUACGGUGAAGCGACAUACGACGGAUACGGGGAUGGCCCCCACGGAGGACGAAGCGCUCAGUGGCCUCAUCGUCGUUUCGGCGUAUUUGUUCGAUGGAGGGAGAGGCGCUUGGCAUUCAUUUUUGGAGGUCGCGGCGGAUUGGGUGGAGAAUGUGCUUAGUACGUGUGCGGGGAGUCCGACGAGCUCGACCUCGAGUUCGUAUGGACAUACGCAUCAUACGCAGGGGGGACCGUUCAACGCUGGGGGGUAUGGGAUGGGCCCGGGGUUGGGUGGAGGGAUGGGAGGAGGGGGAGGGGGAGGGGGAGUGGAGGUGGGCGAUGCGACGGAUUUCUUGUUGAGGUGUACGGAUAGCCAACGGUUUAUUAUCAAGACCACAUUCUGGUUCGACAUCCUCGCCUCGACGACCACCGGCAAAUCUCCGCGCUUCCUGCCUUACUACCGCCAACUGUGGUCCGACCGGGCGUAUAUCGAGGACCCGAUGUACGCCUCGCCGCAGUUAUCGAUGUUGAGCGUGAUGGGAUGCCAUAAUUCGACGGCAUUAGCGAUUGCGGAGAUCAGUGCGUUGCAGGAGUGGAAGGAGGGACAGAUGAGGAGGGGGGGUCUGAGUGUGGUUAACCUGGUGCAUCGGGGGAUGAUGAUUGAGGAGAGGUUCAUUAAUAUACCUGGGAGUCCGGUCCAUGGACAUGGGAUUUCGGUGUUUGGCGGUGGGAGCAGCAGCGAUGUAGGUGGAGGAGGAGGAGGAGGAGGAGGAGGAGGGCAAGGAUCGCCGACGUUGGGGACGACGGCGGCGGACAGUGCACGUCCGACCGAAGACGAACUGAUCACUCGACGCCGACUCACCGCUAACAUCUUCCGCGCGACAGCCAAAGUGUACCUCCACUCCGUCAUAUCAGGCGACUACCCUUCCUGUCCCGAGAUCCGCUCAGGCGUGCAGGAGAUGAUUGCGCUCUUGCGAAGCAUGCCGCCAGGGAAGACGUCGUUGUCCUCGUCUGUGUUGAGGAGCGUCGUGUUCGGGAUCUGUUUGUGUGGGUGUUUGACGGAUGUGAGGGAGGAGAGGGAUGUUAUGCUCAGGAGAUUGAGGGAGGAGGACGAGCAGGCGGAUGUGGGGAAUUGUAGUGAGGCGAGGAGGGUGAUGGAGAGGGUGUGGCAGUAUAGGGAUCAGGCGAGGAUGACGGAGAUGGGGAUGUUGGGCCAGCAGCAGGGGGACGUGGGGACGGGGGAGAUGGGGAGGUUGAAGGGGUGGAGGGAGGUUAUGAGUGAGUUGGGCGCGGAGGCGUUGUUGCUUGUAUGAGGCGGUGGUCGAUCAACAACACCUGCUUUGAUUGAUCGAUGUGCUCACCGCCGACCGCCCCCCAGUCCAUGCGUCCGAAUUUUUCGCAUAAUCUCAUCUUUUGCCUUCGCCGUCCGAACUGCAUUAUAUUACCCCCUCCCCCUCGCUUCGUUUCUCAUCAGCCCGUCGUACCCUGCCUCUUACAUUUCUCAUCAUCAACUUCAUCAUCUGCACCAUCUCAUCAGCACAUUUCCCAUCUCUCAUGUUCCAUCGCUCAUCUCCCGCAUGCCCGUCCCGCCCUUGUCUUGUUCUUUUUGUUUUGUCUUGUUACAUUACAUUCUCAUCGUCCCAUCGUUCCGUUCGAAUCGCUUCUCCCAUCGUCCCCGUUCUGCCCUGUUCUGAACACUCUUGCCACCCUCGCAUCGUGAUUCGUGAUUCGUGAUCACAAGGGCUUCGUGUCGGGCUUCAAGGCUGUACUAGUCACACCCUCCAUCCUCCCCGUCCGGUCUUGAAGACUUUUACCACCCCUUCCAUCUGGCAUCGUUCGUGAUCCAACCGACUUCGCAUCUUCGUCUCGGGCGUCAAGCUACGCCAUCCAAUCUUCUCGCAUACAGUUUCGGACCUCUUCCCCGUCGAUGUUCGCCACCACGCCACCGGACAACUACCGGACAAUACCUCCUCGGAGUCGCCUUCGAGUGGCGGGUGAUCUAGCCAUAAUCGACGUUCCCCCCUUCGAUAAUACGGAUACGCCACCGACCCCGACCCCGACCGACCGACCGAAGUUUCAGAACCCGCUGUUUACUCCGAGCCACCCUCCGACCUCCCUCGUCCUGGCCUUCGUCUUGGCCUUCGUCUUCGUCUUCUGCCGGCCGUUUUUCUCCGCGUUUCCGAGUGUAUAUACACACAAAUGGAACAAUGUUCAAGCAUACCUAUGGAACAAGUUCGAGCAUACAUAUGGAACGGGAUUCGACGCCACAGAUGUUUCAGCAUUCAGCAGGCCAGGCCGCUUGCUUCGAUCUUUUUCGGCUUGCUGGCAUGUCGUUCUCCAUCAGUCCUUCGACUCGACGAGGUUCUCACCGUUCGCUUCGUCGUUGACGCCCACCUGCACCCGUAUCCGCACCCGCAUUCACGACAUCGCCGGCGCUGAUGGACCCCGAAGCACCGUUUCCUGCUUUGCCUUGUCAGCCUCGUCGCGGAGAGUAGAAGUUGGGUUUCGGAAUCACGACACGACGGUCGCGCAGUGUGCGAGUCGCCGACGAAGUUGCCAUUUAUGUUGUGGCUUCUGCUGCAGUCUACGCUUCGACGGAAGCAAGGUGACUGCAGUAGGAGUCGGUUAUGGCAUCGGGAUUGGGCGCCUAUUGGGGGCGGUGCUGGACUGGCUGGCCUCAACUUCGUGCAAGGGCGUUGUCGCCGUUGGUUGCGGAUGGAUUUGUUUUUGUUUUUUCACCUUUCUUGCCUCGUGACCGUGAUGACCUCGAUAGACGUUCGUUUCAUUUUUCUAGCAUGUUUUUUUUCCCUCUCGUCGCCCGAAAAAUGUUGUGCAUAUAUGGUCUCCCUCUCUCGAAUUCCUGGAUCUCUCCUCUUCGUCUUUCCUGCAGUUGUGCUAAUCAAGCUCCAAGUCUCGUUGUAAUAUACAUCCCUCUCCCGUCCCGUUCUCGUUCUCCAAUUGCCCCAUGCUCUUCUUCGUCUUCAUAGUCUAAAAUUAACGGCUCCGGUUUGGAUCGCCCGCCCGCCCGCCCGCCUGCCUGCCUGCAUACCAUACGUACGUGACCAUCACAGUAACUUGCGCUUUUGAAUACCCCACCAAACCC
Messenger RNA from Stereum hirsutum FP-91666 SS1, 4936 nucleotides. RefSeq lists its product as uncharacterized. Gene Ontology annotation, biological process: positive regulation of transcription by RNA polymerase II. Gene Ontology annotation, molecular function: zinc ion binding; DNA-binding transcription factor activity, RNA polymerase II-specific; transcription cis-regulatory region binding. Gene Ontology annotation, cellular component: nucleus. The record is from RefSeq and is a predicted model, not a curated record. NCBI's taxonomy places the organism in Eukaryota, Fungi, Basidiomycota, Agaricomycetes, Russulales, Stereaceae. The transcript has 6 exons. Bases 57 to 3146 code for a protein of 1029 amino acids.